Letharia columbiana is the source of this 3066-nucleotide messenger RNA. RefSeq lists its product as uncharacterized. Gene Ontology annotation, biological process: chromatin remodeling. Lineage: Eukaryota; Fungi; Ascomycota; Lecanoromycetes; Lecanorales; Parmeliaceae. The record is from RefSeq and is a predicted model, not a curated record. Gene Ontology annotation, cellular component: cytoplasm. The transcript has a single exon. Bases 1 to 3066 code for a protein of 1021 amino acids.
AUGGACGAAGCUCGAGUGAAGGCCUUCCGCGCUUUGAAGCCGCCGUGCGUGGAACUUAGUCAAGUGGCCUUGCGGUACAAGGGCAAGAAAGCUACCACGAAAGAUAUCAUCAACUCCCUAGAGAGCCUUCACGAGACCAUUAAAAGCAUCAGCGGUCAAGGCAAUGCUCUAGACUCCAAGCUGGCUGAUUAUGUCUUCUUCCCCCUUUCGCACAUCUUUGGCGACAGCAAAAACUUGCCAGUCCGAGCUAUAGAAGUCGCCCUACAAUGCCUACAGAUUCUCAUCUCGCAGGGCUGGGGGAAUCAGCUAUUAUCUGAAUUGGGCAAACAGCUAUUGAUCCUGCUGUGCUUUUUGGCUGGAGGAAGUGCUACGGACACGAAAGUCAAGGAUGUCAACGAGGAGCUUUCCGCAACCGCUUUCGAGUGCUUGAGCAGUCUCUUCCAGGCUUCGAAUGGCGCUGGUCUCGGUGCCAACUCCGUCGAUUCAAGGAAUAUCCCCAUCCUAGGUCAUACUGUUACGGUUAUGCUUGAUGGUGUCACAGACGGACCCUCGGUCAGUGUAAGAUUGUCUGCUUUGAAUGCGUUAGACUCUUUGGUCAUUGGUAUCACAGAUGAAGAGGCCCUCAAGGGCAUCUUUCCAGGAAUAGUAUCGUCGUUGACCAAGGUGCUGUCGUCUAAAAGUGGCUCAAAGCCGUCUUACAAGGUUCUUACUACGAGCCUUGGAAUCCUGACAACUAUCAUUUGCAAAGUCAUUGAUAAUGGUAAAAUUGAUGAUGAUUCUAGCAACGUUCAACAAGGUCAUGCGAUGACCACCAGACGCAGCAAGGGUGAGACGGGAUCUUGGGCUACAGCUACAUCAGCCCAGUUAAGAAUGGCUCUCGCCAACAUCUUGCCAUUACGGUAUCAUGACAGAUCAGAGGUGCAAGAAGCACUUAUGCAGCUAUGCACUUCGAUUAUACAGCAGUGCAGCAUAUCACUAUUGCAGUCUAUCCCAAUGUUGACCGAAACACUUGUGGCGCUUUGCAGCCAUUCUCGUGAUGGGGCCGCUGUCUUCAACCUUGGUAGCAUCUUCGCUACCAACGGCGGUCUACUUGACAUAAUCAAAAGCUCAUUGCACGACUGGAUUGUGGCUUUACCCAGAGUCAUGCAAUCGAAUGACGACACCAAGAAGAAAAGAACCAUUGAGCAAAUUUCCACAGCAUUCAAACUCCUCGAAAGUCAUGAUAUGAGCCUUGAAGUCUUGAAUGAUUCGAUGGCUGUCAACUUACGUGCGAGUGUGUCUGCCGCUAUCCAGGCGUCCCCAAGGGCACAUCUUGUUUCAGAAAGUAGCCUCGAAGUCUCACAAUUGAUACAGUCCGCCAAUACCGGUUCGAGAUCAGCGAUGAUUUUUCAGCCUGUGCUUUUCAGUGAGUCGAGCAGUCGUCCAACAAUGGUCGGGCUCCAAAUGCUGGCCGCCCAACUCCAGGAUACGCCAAUGUCCACCGGGUUCCAGCAAGACAUUGUCAAUACUCUGAGAACCACAUCUGGAGAAGAGCAGCUAGCUGGGCUCUGGCUGUCGCUGCAGCUCUUGAAUCGUCCAUCAGCAGAAUCAGCAAUGGUUGAUCAAUAUCUGAAUCUCCCGCCUGGCCAGGAUUCGCAAGACUUGCUGCUAGACGAUGUUUACUCCUUUUCACUGGACGUAUUAUCAAAAUCCACGUUCGAGGAUGAGGAUCGCUGGAAACUCCAGGCACUUGGCCUCGAAGCCGUAGCCAUGCAAGCCCGCAGCCAAAAAGAAGAUUUUCGCCCUGAGCUGGUUGACGCUCUCUACCCGAUUCUUGAGCGACUUGGAUCAAAUAAUGCAGCUCUUCAACAGCACGCCAUAACAUGUCUUAAUACCGUCUCCACCGUCUGCGAUUACCCGAAUUCUGCCUCCUUGAUCAUCGACAACGCCGACUACCUCGUUAAUGCUGUGACCCUCAAACUAAAUACCUUUGACAUCAGCCCUCAAGCACCCCAAGUCCUAGUCAUGAUGGUCCGAUUGUGCGGUUCGGCGCUGAUACCCUACCUCGACGACUUAGUUGAGUCAAUUUUCUCCAUUCUCGCCUGCUACCACGGCUAUCCCAAACUAGUUGAAUCGCUCUUCUCCGUUCUCAACGCCAUCGUUGAAGAAGCUGCCAAAUCAUCUACGCGGGCCAUCAAGUCGAGCAUUGACACCACAACCCGACCAAGAGUCUACAAGCCAUCCACUAUAGCAGACAUCGCUUCAUUCCUUAGCUCAAACUUAGUACACACCAACCACCCACUCUCAGCGCCGGCGUCCCCUCCGUCUCCAAAUUCAUUUAAAUCAUCUCUAUCGCAAAAGGACUUCGAGCCACUGGGAGAACCGGAUCAUUCACCAGAAGUCCCAGCAGAUCCUCCCGCCCCGGCCCCUUCAAAGACCUACACUCUCCUAACCUCUAUUACCAAUUUGGCACCUUCUCACCUGACCACUCCUUCGCCUCCCCUCCGCACACACAUACUCAACCUCCUCACCACUGCUCUCCCGGUCCUGGCUUCCAAUACCGAUACAUUCCUGCCCAUAGCAGCGCAACUCUUCUCCUCUAUCACUGCCCGCCUUUAUGAUCACGAAGCGUACACAACCCUUGCAGCAGCUAAUGCACUAGCUACGCUAUGUGAAUGCGCAGGAGACUUUCUGUUUACCAGAGUGGAAGAAGAGUGGGACAAACUGCUUGGAUUGUAUAAGAGAGUAGAAAGGGAGAUGAGAGAGGAAAACCGAAUCUACAGCAAAGGAAAGGGGAAAGUGCCUCGGGGGAUGAAGUGGAGGGUCUGGGACGGUGUGAUCCAUUUGCUGCUUCUGGUGGUGGGGGAUGUGGGGGUUAACGAGGAUAUGGAGGAUGGAGCCUUCGAGGCGCUUGGAGGUUUGGCAGGGGAAAGGAAAGACGUAAGAAGCGUCCUCGAAGGUUUGAAUGCAGAUGCGCUUUGGUUGGUCGAGGAGAAAGCGAGGAGGAACAAUGGUGGGGUGAAGCUGGAGAAGCCGGUGAAGCUGCAGGGGAUAGUGGGGUGGGAGUUCGCUGAUGUGGACUUAUGA